This is a messenger RNA of Physella acuta, 2133 nucleotides long. Its product is annotated as sodium-coupled monocarboxylate transporter 2. The record is from RefSeq and is a predicted model, not a curated record. Gene Ontology annotation, cellular component: membrane. NCBI's taxonomy places the organism in Eukaryota, Metazoa, Mollusca, Gastropoda, Physidae. Gene Ontology annotation, molecular function: symporter activity. Gene Ontology annotation, biological process: sodium ion transport; transmembrane transport.
AAAGACAAAGCUUGACUUAAAUCAACAUCAUUUAAUGUUCCAUGGUUUAAUAACAUUACAAGAUAACCUAUUUUACAGCAAAGUUUAAUGUUGAAUGUUUUCCAUUCUGAACUUACAAACUAUAUUUAAAUACUUUUGAGAGUUGACAACGAAAUAACGAGGAACAGCCUAAAGAUGGACGUAGAGACCAGCAUCCAAGUGGCCGACUAUGUUGUAUGUGUUGUUGUCUUGUUGAUUCCUAUGGCCAUCGGGAUUUUGUUCGCUGUUAAAGACGCGAAAAAGGCGACCAGAGAGGAAUAUUUGUUUGGAGGAAGACGGAUGUCUGUGGUGCCGGUGGCUUUGUCACUUUUCGUCACGUUCAUUUUCUUGAAGAAGACUCAGUCAGCAUACUUUGCUCACCUAAUAAUAUCAAAAGGUCAACAUUCAAUCCAUAGCAUACUUUUAAAUAAAAGAUUCCAGUCUGCCAUUGGAUUGAUGGGAAAUCCCGCUGAUAUUUACAGUUAUAGCGUAAUGGUUAUCACCCUAUAUGGAGGCUACUCGAUCAGCUAUGUUAUUAGUCUGUUCACCAUUGUGCCGCUGUUCUAUUCCCUACAACUGACAAGUAUCUAUGAGUACUUCGAGUUGAGGUUCCACUCACGUGCAGUGAGGAUAUCAGCACUGACCGUUGGUAUGUUACAGACCAUCUGCUACAUGGCUGUAGCUCUCUACAGUCCAGCUCUAGGGCUACAGACAACAGCGAAGAUCCCAUUAUGGAUGUCUAUUGUUAUUGUUGGCAUCAUCGGCACCGUGUACUCAGCUCUGGGUGGUAUCAAGAGCGUUGUCUGGGCGGACGCUUUUCAAUGUUUCGUCAUGUUUGGUGGGGCUCUUCCUGUUAUUAUUGUAGGGGUACAAACUGCAGGAGGAUGGUCAGAGGCGUGGCCACUAGCUUUGAAGGGUGGAAGAGUUUCCUUUGACGUUUUUGACGUUGAUCCAAGAGUAAGACACACCUGGUGGGGUACAACUAUUGGGGCUACUUUCUUAUGGCUUGGUACUACAUUCAACCAAUCAACCAUCCAAAGAUUGUGUGCCAUGAAGACAAUGAGAGACGCUAAGAUUUCCUAUAUAUUAAACAUCCCAAUUAUGUUGGCUUAUGGUGUUCUGAUGUUUUUUGUUGGAUUCGCAAUUUACGUCUAUUUUGCAUUCCUACGCUGUGAUCCUUAUGAAGGCGGUCUAAUUACCAACAGAAACCAACUGAGUCCAUUUUUCGUCAUGCAAGCUUUUCAAGACAUGCCUGGGUUUGCCGGUCUUUUCAUGGGGACGAUGUUUAGUGGGUCUCUCAGUACUAUAUCAUCAGGAAUCAGUGCUUUGGCGGCCAACACAGUUGAAGAUAUUCUAACGAAAUGUCUAAGUGGUUUUAAAGAAAGCAGUAUCACGCAACUAACACAAGUAAUUGUCUGCUUCUAUGGACUUGUCAUUGUUGGACUUGCUUAUGUAGCCGAUUCCUUAGAUGGGCCAGUCACACAGAUGAGUGCAUCAGUUUUUGGAGCCUGUGGGGGCCCUGUGUUUGGGGUGUUUAUACUUGGGGCGUGCAUCCCCUGGAGCAACAAGUACGGCGCCUUAGGUGGAGGUGGGCUGGCUCUUGUUUUCAACGUGUGGUUGGCCAUUUCAGGACAGAUGUAUGGGAGGAAAACUAGACCACUACAACCCCCAUCUAUAGAGAAUUGUUACCCGAACAGCUCAAUGUUGCUAAUGAGAAACUAUUACCACUCUGUUAACCUGACUUCUACAACACCAGCUACUGAACGUAUCCCAAAUGACAAAGACCCAUACAGUUAUGGUUUCUUCUUGUACGAUAUACCCUACGUCUGGUAUGGUUUUAUUGGAUGUUUUGUGGCUUUCAUCUCUGGUGCUCUCAUUAGCUUUUAUUUUAAGAAGUACGACCACACCAAGACUGACCCACGGCUAAUUAUACCAAUAAUUCGCAAGGCGUGGUCUUUGCCUGAGCCAGAAGCUAAACAAGAGGAAAGCUGAGCAACGAUGAAAUGUCGACUCGAAAUUUUAAAUUGCUCUGACAAUGUAAAAUUCGGCACCCCGUCAAAUGAGCGCACGACAAAAGAGCGCCGACAUAAGAGCGCAGACAAAAGAGCGCCGACA